CAUCUCUAGUAUAUACAUUCUAAGUGAAAAUUUAUUCUCUGGUAUCUAGUGUGAAAAUUUCUUUCUAAAAUUCGCUUGCAAUUUAUUUGCAGUUGUGCCCAAACGAUUUGAUAGUGAAAAGCAAUGUUACCGCAUCUCUGAUGCCCUUCGUGUCAGCUACCCGUCUUGGCCAGCUAAAAAUUGACCGAAUCAGCUUGUUGGACAUUCAAGCACCCAAUUCUAGCCGGAAAAAGGCUGAACUGGCAACACUGCAGUCGCCAGAGCCGCCGCCGACACAAUACUCGGGCAAAAUGAAUAAACCAAAGUGCACGUUGGCUUUUUGUUAAUUUUUCGCAAUUUUUGAUUCGUGUCGUCAUCUCGCCAUCGUCAUCGUCAUUGCCAUUGUCAAUUGUCGCCCACCACCCGCUCAGACCCUCCCACCACCUUCGACAGUCUUGUGGGGGACACCUUUUGGCAGAACCCUGUUCCCAGUGCAGCAUUGAUUGAGCCCCACACCUCAAGCAACAUCUCCUCAGCAUCUCUCAGUCGUCAUAUUCCAAUAUACUGUUCAGUUAUGUCAUCGACUGCCGCAAAACGCAAGGAGAUCUACAAAUAUCUCGCACCAUGGCCGCUCUAUUCCAUGAACUGGAGUGUGCGACCGGACAAGCGGUUCCGCCUUGCCCUGGGCAGCUUCAUCGAGGAGUAUAACAAUAAAGUGCAAAUCAUCAGCUUGGACGAGGACACCAGCGAAUUUAGUGCUAAAAGCACCUUUGAUCAUCCAUAUCCGACGACAAAAAUAAUGUGGAUACCGGACUCGAAAGGCGUUUAUCCCGAUUUGCUAGCCACCAGCGGCGACUAUCUGCGCGUGUGGCGUGCCGGCGAGCCGGACACAAGACUUGAGUGCGUUCUGAACAACAACAAGAACAGCGACUUCUGUGCCCCGCUCACGUCGUUCGACUGGAACGAGGUGGAUCCCAAUCUGGUGGGCACCUCCUCCAUAGACACAACAUGCACCAUCUGGGGCCUCGAAACGGGCCAACCGCACGCCCGCGUCUAUGUGGCGGGACAUGUGAAGACGCAGCUGAUAGCCCACGACAAGGAGGUCUAUGACAUCGCAUUCUCACGGGCUGGCGGUGGACGGGACAUGUUCGCCUCCGUGGGUGCCGAUGGAUCGGUGCGCAUGUUCGAUUUGAGGCAUCUGGAGCAUUCGACCAUUAUUUAUGAGGAUCCUGCCCACACGGCGCUACUGCGUCUGGCUUGGAACAAACAAGAUCCGAAUUACUUAGCCACAGUUGCCAUGGACUCGUGCGAAGUUAUUAUUUUAGAUGUUCGUGUUCCUUGUACUCCCGUUGCAAGACUGAGCAAUCACAGAGCGUGCGUCAACGGUAUUGCGUGGGCGCCGCAUAGUUCCUGUCACAUCUGCACUGCCGGUGAUGAUCACCAAGCACUGAUCUGGGAUAUACAACAAAUGCCACGCGCAAUCGAGGAUCCAAUUUUAGCCUAUACAGCUGCCGAGGGCGAAGUCAAUCAGAUUCAAUGGGGCGCCACACAGCCCGAUUGGAUAGCCAUUUGCUACAACAAAGCGUGCGAGAUCCUCCGAGUCUAAGAGUCAAUUUUGUCCCUGCCUGCCUCCUGCCUUUGGCUGUGGCUGUGGCUCUAAAGCACUUGGAUGUAAUUGCUAAACAACGCACAGUCAACCACAAGAACCACACAUCCGCAGAACACACCCUCACAUGUACACACACACACACACACACAUUUGCUGUUGGUAUUUCGGAUGAACCUGAAGUGAAGGCUAUGUAAGAGUGGAUUUAUGUUAAAUCUGGGUUCUCCGCAUCUGUCACUUGUUUAAUUCAAAGCUUUUGUCUGUCGUUUGCCUUGUUCCAGAACGAGCGAGAGAGAGAGAGAGAGAGAUAGUGUGAACAAGAGGGAUAGAAUGAGGCAAAGAGAGAGACAGAAGGAUAGAUAGAGAGCGUCGCGCUCUGGAUGAUGUAUGUAUUUUUAGAUAUCUUAGCUUAGUUGAUUAUACGAGUAUAUAAGUCGGGAAUCUAUAAGGUAUAACCAAAAGAUGUAUUUCUAACUGUAGUUUAUUUAACCCUUGACGAGACCUCCCUUAUAGCCAUAUGACAUUCGACUUUGCUAACUUAUCUGCGAAGGGAGAGAGAGAGAGAGAGAGAGAUAGCAUCAGAGACAAAUCGCAAAACUAGUAUUCGUAGCCGUCUCCAGACACGACAUCUCUCCCGACUAUCAGUCGAGGCACUGGGACAAAAUGUCAUUAAAACGUAUAACAAUCGGCUAUCUCUGCCCGCAGCGCUGCUCCCAGCUGACGCAUAUAUUUCGCCCGCAGCUAGUUAGCAAAGUUAAAUGUCAUAUUGGUAAAGGCCAUAUGCCCGCAACCCAGAACAAAUCAAAUUGAGGCGCCUCCAAUUAUUUCAUAAUUUGGAAAGAAAAGUAUAAAGAAGAGAGUGAAGAAACGAACCAACAGUUAUUUAAAUGAAAGAAAAAACAAUGUCCUACCUCGUUUUCCCACACAGAAUGUGGUUACCGUUGAUGUGUCUGGCCACAGCAACACACCCACACACAGACACACAACCACACACAUAAAAACACAUUAAACAAAAUAGAAAGAAAAAAAAGCUUUUUCGAAAUAUGUUUACUUUGUUCGUUCCUUUUUUUUUUUGUACGAAUUCUACGAGAACCAAACACCCGAAAAAAAAAGAGAAAGAAAAACAGCAGCAAAAGAAAAACCAUGGACUUAAGCAAAUGCAAAACAAAAUAAAAGGAAGAGAAGAGAAAACAAAUAAGUUAAAUAAGCGAAAAGAUACUUACAUAUAUUACCGAAUAAAACUGAAAUCAGAAAACCAAAUGCACACGACACACAGCUAGAACACAAUACUAUCUAAAAUACAAACUAAAGCAAACGCAAAUACAAAACAAUUAAAACGAGAAAAAAACCGAAAUAUAUGAGCGAGAGAGAAUACAAGAUUGUUGCUAUAUCCAUUUACCAAGCGAAAGAAAAA
Drosophila miranda is the source of this 2999-nucleotide messenger RNA. RefSeq names its product DDB1- and CUL4-associated factor 7 (gene wap). Gene Ontology annotation, molecular function: protein binding. The record is from RefSeq and is a predicted model, not a curated record. Gene Ontology annotation, cellular component: nucleus. Lineage: Eukaryota; Metazoa; Arthropoda; Insecta; Diptera; Drosophilidae. Bases 554 to 1585 code for a protein of 343 amino acids. The transcript is spliced from 7 exons.